This is a messenger RNA of Planococcus citri (citrus mealybug), 3217 nucleotides long. RefSeq lists its product as uncharacterized. The record is from RefSeq and is a predicted model, not a curated record. Lineage: Eukaryota; Metazoa; Arthropoda; Insecta; Hemiptera; Pseudococcidae. Gene Ontology annotation, molecular function: protein binding. The transcript is spliced from 3 exons. Bases 247 to 3060 code for a protein of 937 amino acids.
GACACGACUCCUCAGUUGACUGGCACUGUUGAUUGGCUAGUGAUAAUAAACUGAUAAAAGCCGGCGUCCAGGCAUUGAAAAAUUUUCAAUAUCCAAGUAAACGAAAUUUUCUUAGUUUUCUAUUGAGAUAAACGAGUGUUUCAUUUUCAUUUCAAUCAUUGGAUGUCCAUAAUUCUCGAAUUUUUGUACCAAAAAAAGAGCUACUCGUAGACCACACCAUCCUUUGGACAAGACUCCUGAAAAAGCAUGGAUUGCGAUUACGAAACCAGUUCAGAGGAUUCCUAUUCCGAUUCCGAAGACAAUUCAAUGUCAGAUAAAGAUUCCGAAAGUAAUUCAGAAUCGGAUUGCGAUUCCGAAGACAAUUCAAAAUCAGAUAGCGAUUCCGAAGACAAUUCAGAAUCGGAUUGCGAUCCCGAAAAGAAUUCAGAAUCAACAGUAAAACACCAAAAGAAGAAAAACUUGGUUAGAAGUCAGUAUUACGAUGUCAUGGUGAAAGUGGACGCAGAUGUGUAUUGUUUAAAUAAACUACGACUGGCCUGGAAAUCGGACUACUUCGAGAAAUUAUUUAUCGAGUAUUCUGACCGAAAAGAAUGUAGUUUGAUAGAGCUACCAGUAAUGGAUACAAAUACAUUCUCUGCUAUCGUAGAUAUAAUAUAUGGAAAGACGCUGAGUUCUGUUUUAAACCACAACAAUUACAUUACUUUGUUAAUGGCUUUGGAUUACUUUCAAAUGCAGAUCAAUCUGAAAGCUUACGCACGUUUCAUUAAAACAAAUUUGACCCCGGAUACGAAGAUAUUCAGACUAUACAACUUUAUUCGAGAGAAUCCAAAUUUGCACUGCUUGUUACCGUCAGUUCUGAAAUAUUUAUCUGUUCAUUUGAGCACAAUUAAAACUACUGACGAUUUUUUAUCUUUACCCUUUGAGUACAUCGUUCAGAUAGUUUUGGGCGGAAAGAACUACAAUGAAGAGGCCAAAAUGCUUAAAAUUAGUCAAAUGUGCUCGAAAUGGAUUUGCUAUGAUUUGCAAAACAGACUUCCUCAUGUAGCAAAGCUCGUAAAUGCUGCUAAACGAAGAUUUAAUUAUCUAAACGAAAUAAUGGAUGAAGAUUUCAACUCGAUGUUAUCUAAUACUACCGGACAAGUUGAUGUGGAAAUGAUGACAAAAAUUUUCUACAAAUUUUUGGUGUGCGAUGGAGAAAUGGAUCUGGCUCGCCAGAAGUUACUGCAAGAUGAAAACAACCCAGUUUCGAUGCCGUCUUCUAAUAAAGAAAACAAACGAAAAAAGUUGACAAAACUGUUGGAAAAUGGUUAUUUCCACGAUAUCGUCGUAACUGUCGGAGAAAAAACUUACAAACUUCAUAAAUUUAAGUUGAAUCGAGCGUCGGGCUAUUUCGCUGAAAUUGCUUCCACCAAGCAGUCCAACGCAGACGCUCAAUGUACAGAAGCACCCACCCAGCAGCAGCAACCGAAUAUAAAUGAGUAUGUAAUUCGUGAUGUUGAUCAAACGACGUUUGACAUAAUCAUCGAGUAUAUCUAUUUCCGUGGUGAAUUGCCUUUGACAACUGAAACCGUGACUCGUGUAUUGAGAGCUGCCAAUAUUUUAAAAAUGAGAAAAUUAUUCGAUCGAUGUUUACGUUGGAUGCAAAAUAAUAUUGAACGAACUUGCGCGGAAGUUUUAAUCAUCGACGAAUGCAUUUCUAGGUCGUGGAUACGGAGCAAUAUUAAAGAAAUUUUUUCGAAAAUUUUGACCGAACCUGAAAUAGACAACACGUCGCUAAUCUUUUCAAUUUCUUUCGAUAUGCUGGAGAGUUUACUUUUGUCAUCGUCGCAUUGCUGCGAUAAUCCGCAUAAAAUUGUGGACAUAUGUUCGAAAUGGAUUAUGCACGAUGUAGAAAAUCGAUAUCAUCUGGUACCACAAAUCGCCCUUGCUAUUAAUCGCAAUCGCAAUCAUUAUGAAACGGAUGCAUCUACGAGUACGUGUUUAAACAACUGCACAGAGGAAUCGAUUCGCGAUGAAUUAUGGAAAAUCUUGCAUUCCACUGUGUUAGUUCCUUCCACUGAGAAAAAGCCAGAAAACAGUAGGAAACGUCGUAGGAAGAAAUUACACGAUACACCUGUGUUUGUCGCAUUGACCUGGGAAAAGUCAACAAUUCAUGUUUUGAACGCUGAUUUAGAACAAAUCGCAUCAUUGAGUGUUUCAAAUUCGGAAAAGUCCGGUGACUCAAAUUACCUUUGUGUUGCUGCCACUUUAGUGGAUGAUAAUUUAUUUAUUGCUUUAUCUUUGGAUCAAAGGUGUUUUGUGUUUCAUGUAUAUAACUUAUCGUUGAAAAAAUUUGUCUCUUUGAAUAGGUACGUAGCAGUGAAAAAUGUGAGUUCUUUCACUAAGUUCUGGUUGUUGAAUUGUUGCGGCCAAGUUUACUGUUGUUUUGAACAAGGCCACGUAUUGAAAUACUCGAUCGAAUUAAACCGUUGGAUGAUGUUUUCGAAGAAGCCGGUAUUUCCUGAUAAAAUCCCGAAACAUAGUGAACAAGUAUGGUUUACAAGUUACGACGAUAAAUUGUACAGGUUGUACCCUGAAGCAGUUUCUGAGGUACGUUAUCCGCGCGCGAAUUUAAAAUAUGCUGUGGACGAAUUCAAUUUUCAACAAAAUGUGUGGUUGUCAUUGUCAGAUUUGUCAUUUAUACGUGACUCCUACGAGAUACAAAAUUUUACCAUCCUCGAUGAUGGUAAAUUUAUUGUGAUGGGUAGAUUGAACUUCAUGUCAUUUAAAUUUGACCGAAGACGAAAUUCAAGAAUGUGGCGCGAGUUUUCCCUGCCAAACAAUAUCAUUCUUUAUGAUGGUUUUAAGAAAUGUUAUGACUUGAUACGAUAUGAAGGCAAAGUGCUGCAUGUAUUCGGCAACAAACUGUAUCAUUGGUCCCAAAGAAAUGGUACCUGGGAUUUGAAGAAAGAACUUCCAUCGAGAAUUAAAUCUGUUCCAUCCAAUCGUAGAAAAAAUCCUGGCCCUUAUAAGUGUGUUAGUGCUAUUCAUAAGCACAAUGUUGGCACCGUUACCGUUUAAUGUGAUGCGUGUAAUUUUGUACAGCUUCUGUUCGAUUUUUGUUUUUCUUAUUAACAAUAUUGUGACAAGACUGAUGUACUUACUUAAUUGUAGUUAAUCAUUUUUAUCGUUACUCGUUCGUAAGAUUUUGGAAAUAAAUUGUCAAAGAGAUUUGCCA